Molecule: messenger RNA, 831 nt
Organism: Xenopus tropicalis (tropical clawed frog)
Lineage: Eukaryota; Metazoa; Chordata; Amphibia; Anura; Pipidae
Gene: znf593
Product: zinc finger protein 593
Exons: 4
Coding region: 129-515 (128 amino acids)
Cellular component (GO): cytoplasm; nucleolus; nucleus
Molecular function (GO): ribonucleoprotein complex binding; nucleic acid binding; zinc ion binding
Source: RefSeq, a predicted model, not a curated record
UUUUCCGCUAAUUCCUGCCCACUGCUAGCCGCUUUUCCGCGUCAAUUCUGCCUCCAUCCUCAAGGGUUCGCCGCUCACCGCGCAGCUUAGUGCGAUAGUGCAAAGCCUCUUCCAAUCGCCUUGAUGACAUGGUGCGGUCCAAGCAGGUUGGGAAUCACAAAAGUGACAAAAAGAAGAAUAUCUCCAAACUCUGGAAAACUAAGCGCAGAGUAAAAGACCUGGAUCAGAUUCACCAUGAUAUGAAGCCUGAAAAUGCAAAACUCUUAUUAAAUCAGGAGAUUGACUACCAGCUACCUGGAAAUGCCCAGCACUACUGCCUACAUUGCUCCCGAUACUUCGUAGACCUAAAGACUCUAAAGGAACACUUCAAAACCAAGGUUCACAAGCGCAGACUCAAGCAGCUAAGGGAGGAACCAUACACUCAAGAAGAGGCAGAAAGGGCAGCAGGGAUGGGGUCAUAUAUCCCACCUAAAUUAAUUAAUGUCCAAACACAGGACACAAUGGAAAUGAGUUAAAAUGUAAAACUUUGUAAACUGAACUGUAAUAUAUGGACAUGUAUUCGUUUGUGAUGGAUCAGUUUCUGGCCCUCAUCUAACAGGAUCAUAAAAGAAUUGACGCAUAUCCUGCUUUUGGUCAGAAUAUUGGCACUUGCAACUACCAACCAAAUGGCAAAUUAAAAUCUCUCUCAACAUGUGUAUAUGCUGCCAAAAUAUCAAAUACAAACUGUUAUAUGGAAAGUAAUUUGAUAAAAGUAUGUAUACCACUUCUAUGAGUAUAUGGUAAGGCAUGCUCUGCAAGCUGACUCUUGCAUAUUAAAACCAAUGCAUUAUG